AUGGUCGAGCUCGAUCGAACCUCAAACCCCUUGGCCGCAUCGGUUGAAUGGAAGCCUGUGGAUCGAGGUAUCCAGGCCAUCGUCAUCGCACCAUACAUCCCCGGCUCACACACGCCUUCCUCGGGGUCGCAAGUAACCACCCAGCAUCAGACCUCGCUCUACAUUGGCGAUCGAGUGCACAUCAUCGAGGAGUACGGCUCGGACUGGUAUCGCGGCUAUGUCUUCACCACGGGCCUCUCUGCCGGUUCUAAUGGAGGAGCUGCUGCUGCUGCCUCGGCCACUGCCACUGCCACUGCCACUGCCGCCGCUGCUGCCGGGCCCAAGAUAUACGUCUUUCCAAAGAACAGAGUCUUCAUCAAGCCGAACCAACAGAGGCGCAAGACAGGAGGACUCGAGAGUGCCGCGCCGCCACUUGGACCAUCCCCUUCUGCCGUCUCCAAGCGCCGUCUCUCGGAUGUCUCGUUUGCCAACAAGGCCAUUCGACACCCUAUCCCCAGUCCCAUCCUCGCCCUUAGCGACACCACAGCCGGCACCAAGGAGCCGCUCGUCGACGAGAUCGCUGCCACGCUGCGAGAAUGGGCUAUCAUCAUGCGCCAGCGGCUCAUGGACCAGGACUAUGACACCGUCAAGGCCGUUACCGAGCACUUCCAUGCCCUCUAUCAGGGCCGUCGCGAACUUUUGUCGCGCACCCUGUCCAAAGAAGAGCACAAUCGCCUCCGCGUCCGUCUCAUCAGGAUCCUUGAGGACGGCAACAGCACCCUUGAUCUGCCUCUCGUCAUCCGCCAUCCCGAGCGCGGCUAUCUCAUCAGCGAACGGAACACCUCCAUCAUCAAAAUCUUUCGUCUCCACGUCGAACGGUCCAGCAUCGUCCCAUCCGGAAAGACCGAUCGUGAUGCCACAAUCUCCAUCGUCACUGGCGAGGGUCCACUCUCGCCCGGCUACUACGCUUCCGCAGCCGACGAGGCCACCGUUCGGCUUGCCAAUAUCCUCUUCCGUAUCAAGCGCCUGCCGCCCCUGCUCUGCGCCCCGGGCGAAUAUCUCGAGUUUAUCUUUUCCAUCUACGACCCGAAUCUGCAUGCCUCCAUGACCGACGACUGGGUCAUCUCCGCCGGCGACAAGGGCGAGCUGCUCAAGAGCUCCCCCAGCAGUGGCCUCUUUACCCACCUCCCCCAGCGUGGUCACGGUCAGCGCAUGUUCCUGGUGUGCCGCGUCCUCCGUGUCGGUAAGCUUGCCGCCGACAGAGACCAGACCUCUUGGAGCGACCGCAGCGCCUCCUUUGUCAAGAAGCCCUUCAGCCUCGCCUCCAGCGCCGGCUCUUCCCAGCAAGAGUCCCUCAGCAGCCUCGUUCAGCACUGCCGCAAGCCCUUUGGUGUCGCCGUCCUGGAUGUUUCCGAGGUGCUGAACGGGUUUCCUGUCGACUCUGAGUUCUCCAUGCGCAUCGUGCCCGUGCCCAGCGACAACGAGUUUGGGCGCUUCCACGAGUACCUCGCCGACAGCGACCCGGCUUCGGUCGAUGCGUCCUCCAAAAUCGAGCCCAUUGUCAUGCAACUCGGCCGAACCAGCGACGGCCUCGCAGGCUAUGACGACGCCCCAGCCUCGCCCGCUGGCGUGGCUCGCAUCGACCGCCGCGAGAUCGUCGACACGGCAGCCGUCCAUCGCAACACCCUGUACAUCACCCUCGACUCGGGCAACUUUGUACCCGUGGCCAAGGCCGGGCGCACCAUCCAGGUGAUUGCAUCCGUUCGGCUGCUGAACGGCGAAAUUCUUCGCGGAUGCAUCCGGUCGGGCAAAGCCGAGCUCCAGUCCCUGCUCAAGUCCAUCGUCAUCCCGAACAACUCCUCCCCGCGCUGGGGCGAGAGCUUUGGCAUUGACCUGGAGCCCAACACCUUCUACGGCGCCCACGUGCUGUUCUUUUUCCACCGCUUCACCGGCCUCGAGCGCGGCAAGGAGAGUCCCUUUGCAUUUGCCUACAUGCCGCUCUGCCGGGAGCUCAGGACCGUGGUCCCCAAUGGCGAGCAUCGCCUCCGCGUCUACCGCUACGACGAAAAGCACCUUUCCUCGACUUCCUACCUCCGCUAUCCCUUUGACGAUAGCGAAUUCACCCCGUUUCCGAUGGCGCCGGAAUCAGCCGAGAUGCCACCGCUGCUGAGUGACGCGUUCAUCAUUAAGAGCAGCCUGUGUUCCACUAGCCUGACCCAAAACAUCCAUCUUGUCAACCUCUUCAACUGGGUCAAGACCGGGGGCCACCAGCCGGGCGAGAUCGAUACGAUCCUCUCCAACCUGCGCGUUCUCAGCGAGUUCGAGGUCACGCAGUUCCUCCCCGAGAUCCUCGACGCGCUCUUCGGCAUCUUGGACUCGGAGGAGAACAGCACGGGCGGCUACGACGACGUCCUGUUCGAAACCUUUGUCGACAUCCUCAAGACGUCGAGCGACAAGCGCUUUCCCAACUUCCGCUCCCAGGUCGAUCAGUACAUCGAGACGAGCUUCAAGAGCCGGAGGGCGUGGGGUUCGUUUCUGAAAACCUUGCAGCGUAUGAUCCCCGAUCGCCACAGCGAGGAGAAGCCUGCGCUCCUGCGCUCGACCAUCCGAGUCUGGAGCUUCAUCUUCCGCUUCGCGAUUCAGUCGCACUCACUGGACCAAAAGCACCGCUCCGCGGCCUCUCCGCUCGGCAAGAGCGAGCCCAUCAUCAUGGAUGCCCGAGGCGACCUGUCGGCCCCACGACCACAGCGGCCUUCCCAGGGCGAGUUCCGGGCUCUCGUUGCGUCGAUUCUGACCGAGAUCAACAGGCUGAUGGCCCAUGACACGCCCAAGAGCAUCAUCGGCUCCCAGGCCAUUGCCCUGCAGAACUUUGCGCUGCUGGUGCCCGAGCUGCUCAAGAUCUAUCCGCCCAGCAGCGUCGCCGACAUCGUCAUCAAAUUCACCGACUCGAUCCGCAUCAACAACCCGGACUUGAACGAGAAGAAGAUCCUGUUCAUCCACCGCCUGACCCGCAGCACCUUGCUCUCGGAGCCCAUGUGUUGGGUGCCUCUGACCGAGGCCUUUGUUCGCUGGAUUCUCGAGUAUCUCAACGGCCAGUGGGGCGCCAGUGGCGCCAGCGGUGCCAGCACCACCGCCCACAGUGGUGCCGAUGCAAGCCCGCAGCCUUCCGAAAAAUACCGGCCGCAAGUCCAGGACCACUCCAACUGGACCGCUUGUCUCGAUGUCAUUGCCUGUCUCGUCGAUCGACUGCAGAAGCUGGGCGACCAGGCCGGCAAAGGCACCCGCCAGAGCGAGAUUGGCGGGGCCCUCCGCGGACCCAUCAUCGCCACCCGCGGCAUGGUGAUGGAGCCCCUCCCGCUCAUCGACAACUCCCGACGAAGUCUGUACAACAGCUCGCUCAUCCGUCUGUCGUCCCUGAUCCCGCGCCUGCUCGACACCUUUAACGACAUGUGCUCGACGAUCCCGGUCCAUCAGCGCACCCGCGACCACCACAAUCGCGAGCACAGCAGCAACCAGUUCGACAAACGGCUCCUCAUCCUGACCUACAUCGCCGCCGUCAUCCUGGCCAUCUUCCAUAUGAUGAGCGAGGAUCAGAUCUCGUCGUUCUGGGAGGAUUACCUCAAGAGCAUCGAUGCCGCCGGGGUUUCCAACACCCUCGUUAGCUUGCUCAAUGUGCUCAAGAGCCUGCUGGAGGGCAACGGCUUCCCAAACUCGUGGAUUGCCAUGCACUUCCUUGCCCACAAACUCAUGGUCAAGCUCCUGCGGCCGACCGGCAAGUUUAUGAAGAGCGAGUUUCUCCCUCGCUCCGACGCCAAGGCCGUCUCCAGCGGCACCUCGCUGAUGGGCAAGCGCUCGAGCUACAUGAGCGACAGCGGCGCCACCGCCAGCGACUCGACCGCGCAGCCGCCCGACCCCAGCCGCGACUUUAACCAGUGUCUUUGGACGGACUACUUUGAGGUCUUGCUGAGCCUGCUUAACUCGGAGUGGAUCCAUGUCGAAAAGUACGGGCCUAUCCAGUCGUGGGUCGCGUUCAAACUCGGAGCCGAUGUCCGUGGCGAGGCCGGCGAGCUGCUGAAGGAGAUGUGGAAGCUCCUCGAGGACGGCGAACGGGACCCCGUCACAAACCAAGUGCGCAGUCUCCAGCUCAACUUUAUCCCCAGCCUCGUUGGCCGGUUUCUGGAGCUGACCAUGUCGCCGCAUCCUGUCCUGCGCAAGUGUGCCAUCGAUCUGCUGUUCAGCUCGAUGGAGCGCGAGUUUGUGGCCUGCGGUAGCUUUGCUCGCGUCGAGCAGGAGUGCUUUGACCGCAUCGAGCUGCUUGCCACCAAUCUGGGCCGUGUCGACGAGCAUUACCGGCGCUUCGUUGUCGGCUCCCUCGAAGCCAAAUUUGCGAGCCGAUCACAGGACGCCAAGAACAACGCGGCCCUGGUAGAGAUGGGCAGCAAGUUCCUGGUGCUGCUCGACCGGUUCCUGGCGAUCUGCUUGGCGGUGCGCAACAUCUCCCAGAGCAACCAAGACGACGAAGACCGCUUCGCGGCACUGGUCCGGAUGAUCCGCUUCGCCAGCGCUACAGGGCGGCAGUCGAUCUACAUCAAGUACGUCCACAAGCUGGUCGAGGUCUGCGUCAAAUCCGGCAACUUUACCGAGGCGGGCCUGACCCUCAAGCUGCACGCCGAUCUGUAUUCUUGGGAGCACACCAUUGCGGCCUUCCCCGUCGAUGAGAACGUCUACGCGUUUUCGUACGGCCAGUCGAUGUUCCAGCGCAAGGAGCAACUUUACCUCGAAAUCUUGGGCUACCUGGAGAACGGCAAAGCCUGGGAGCGCGCCAUUGAGCUGUGCAAGGAGCUCGAGAUCGAAUACGAGCGGUGGGGCUACGACUAUGUCCGGGUUGCCGAAAUCGCCAAGCGCAAGGCUGUCCUGUACUUCAACAUCGCCAACGUCGAUCGGUAUUCUCCCUCGUAUUACCGCGUCGGAUUCUACGGCCAAGGCUUCGGCCCGGCUCUGCGCGGCAAGGAGUUUGUGUUCCGUGGAGGCGAGUGGGAAAAGAUAGACUCCUUCUCGGACCGGAUCCUCAGCCGGUAUCCCGGCAGCACCCCUAUCCGGACGGCCGCAGCGGUGAGCGAAGACGCGAUAAACUCGCCCGGCAAAAAGAUCCAAAUCACAGCGGUUGCGCCCGAAGAGGACCCCAACGUCUGGCUCAAGUACCAGAGCCAAGUCAGUACCCUGAACUGGGAGCCGCGCUUUGGCGAGGCUACCGACUGGAACGGCGACGUCGGUGACUUGACCAAACUGGAUGCCCUUGCUCCAGAGCUGAGCCCGGACAGCGAUGGGCUGUGGGCCAAGGCUUCUGUCAUCCGCGAGCGGUUCCCGCACGCCAUUCGCGACUACUACAAGUCCAACGAGACGCGAGUCUUUACUUUCUCGCGACCGAUUCGUCGCAAGGUCGAGGGCAGUAGCCGCAGCAAGGACGACCCUGUCAACGAAUACCUCGAGCUCUGGAUCGAAAAAACCGUGAUCGUGACCGAGGACUCGUUCCCCCAUCUAACCCGGCGCUCGGAGGUCGCCCGGACGAUCGUCCACGAGAUCUCGCCGAUCCAGAACGCCAUCAUCACGGUUCGCGAAAAGAACCGACAGCUUCUGGACUUUGAGCGGCGAUACAAGCCCAUGCUUGCUGCGCUGGCGGGUUCGGAUAUGCGCUCGGUCUCAAGCCACGGCACCGGUAUCGGCAUCGGCGUCGGUACCCGCAGCCUCGAUCGCCGCAGCACCGGUCCCAAAGACACCAUCUCAUCCGGAGGUCUAACCUCAGCCAAAAAUAUCCAGCUAUUCACGAUGGCGCUGACGGGUGCUGUGGAUGCCCCUGUGAACGGUGGCAUUCCCAUGUAUCGCACCGCCUUUCUUUCUGGCGACAAGAGCGAAGAAGCCGAGAUUCUCGAAAAGGCCAUCCUCGAGCAGGUCAAGAUUAUCCAGCGGUGCUUGAGCUUGCACGAGCAAAUCGUCCCCUCCGACAUGCGACCUCAUCACGAAACCCUAACGGCAUUCUUCGAGCGCAACUUUGCAUAUGAGACCAAGCUACUGCGCAGCAUUGAAAACGAAGAAUCCCUGCAGGAUCCGAGAGCCAUCCUGGAGAGGACCGGUACCGCCCGACUCUCACAGCACCGCGAAAUUACACACCUGUCUCUGCCCAAGACCGACAGCUUCCUCAGUCGAACAAUGAGCAUGGCAUCCUCGGCCUCGAGCGAUCGUCGUGACACAAUUCUCUACCAGCGAUUCUCUACGGCCACCUCGUCGACCAACACCUUGGCCUCCACGGGGGCUACCGUCUCGCCGCUCCUGGGAACCUCAUCCAGCGGCAGUUUUGAUGCCGGGCAAGCCAGCGGCCCUUCUGCUGCUGCUGCUGCUGCUACUGCAAAUCCGCAGUCCACUGCCAAUAGCUUGAUGCACUCUCCGAUUAUCGACAUAUCCCUGAGCGGACGCGUGUCGAAUCCGCGGCUCAACCUCGGCGAGUCUGAGCUCGUUGGUCCUGACGGUGUCCCGACCCAAGCAACACACUCUCCGCCGAUCGACGCAGCCUUUGAGCUCUUGAAGCAGUGGUAG
Molecule: messenger RNA, 6570 nt
Organism: Polychytrium aggregatum
Lineage: Eukaryota; Fungi; Chytridiomycota; Chytridiomycetes; Polychytriales
Exons: 4
Coding region: 1-6570 (2189 amino acids)
Biological process (GO): small GTPase-mediated signal transduction
Cellular component (GO): plasma membrane; cytoplasm
Molecular function (GO): guanyl-nucleotide exchange factor activity; small GTPase binding
Source: RefSeq, a predicted model, not a curated record